Tachysurus fulvidraco (yellow catfish) is the source of this 5984-nucleotide messenger RNA. RefSeq names its product insulin receptor substrate 4a (gene irs4a). Gene Ontology annotation, cellular component: cytosol; plasma membrane. The transcript has 3 exons. Lineage: Eukaryota; Metazoa; Chordata; Actinopteri; Siluriformes; Bagridae. Gene Ontology annotation, biological process: insulin receptor signaling pathway. Gene Ontology annotation, molecular function: insulin receptor binding; phosphatidylinositol 3-kinase binding. Bases 174 to 3437 code for a protein of 1087 amino acids. The record is from RefSeq and is a predicted model, not a curated record.
UGUGUGUGUCUCUCUCAUUCUCUCUCAUUGUGUCUCUCUCUCUCUCUCUCUCUCUCUCUCUCUCUCUCUCUCUCUCUCUCUCUCUCUCUCUCUCUCUCUCCCCAAACUCCCUCCCAAAAAUGGGCCGUGCGUCAGUGUAACUGAGGUAAAGUGACCUUUAAUUUCAUCGUCCCAUGGCAGAUCUCCACGAUAACGGCGUUAUGUUGCCGCGGGAGACGCGUCGUGUUGCAAAAACGGCGGCGGUCGCGACCAGCGGUGAGUCUUCAUCCUCCUCCUCCUCCUCCUCCUGCUGCUCAAUCAAUAACGGUGGCUCGCGCUUGCCCGCGCACUCCACGGCCUCUGCUCAUCACCACCACCACCACCACCACGGUGCUCUUCCGAGGAGACACCCACCACCUUACCACUUCAGAGUUCAUCAUCUUUUCCCAGAGGAGAAAGCUCAGGAUCCUGUGGUGAGGAAACAUCUCCCCGCGCUCCAGUACAAGGUGCACGACUCUGCCUUCUGCCGCGUCCUCAGCACGGACACCACCGCUGCCGCUCUGGCCGCCGCCGCCGCCGUGUGCUCAGGCAGUGUGGAUGCUGAUGUGUGGAAGUGUGGAUAUCUGAGAAAACAGAAACAUGGACACAAGAGGUUUUUUGUGUUGAGGGGACCCAGCAACCUUGGGCCCAGUCGCCUGGAGUACUAUGACAGUGAGAAAAAAUUCCGAAAUGCACUAAAAGCUGCUGCCUCCACUGCCGGUGUUGUGUGUCCUCCUAAGAGGGUUAUUUACCUGUCUCAGUGUUUCACAGUCAACAAGAGGGCUGAUGCUAAGAACAAAUACCUCAUUGCUCUUUAUACUAAAGAUGAGUAUUUUGCUAUGGUGGCUGACAGUGAGCAGGAGCAGGAGGACUGGUACCUGGCCCUCACAGAACUGAUGACCGAGGGCAAAAAGGGGCAGCUGGACACGGACGAGUUAGAUGACGGUUAUGGGACCAUUUCACCUGGGACCAUUUUUAAAGAGGUGUGGCAGGUGAAUGUGAAACCCAAAGGUUUGGGGCAGACCAAGAAUUUAAUGGGGGUGUACCGUCUGUGCCUUUCCGCCAAGACAAUUCACCUAGUGAAGUUAAAUUCCGAAACCCCUGCUGUGAACCUGCCUUUGAUGAACAUUCGCCGUUGCGGACAUUCGGAAAGCUUUUUCUUUAUCGAGGUGGGACGCUCUUCUUCUAUUGGUCCAGGUGAGAUCUGGGUACAAGUGGAAGACUCUGUAGUGGCUCAGAACAUGCACGAGACCAUACUGGACACUAUGAAAGCUUUAAAGGCCUUUCCAGACUUCAGACCACGGAGCAAGAGCCAGUCCUCUGGUUCCAACCCCAUACCAUUUAUCACGACGCGCCGCCACUUUGGCAAUCUCCCUCCCAGCCAGACAGGGCUCCAGCGUGCCUCCAGAACUGAUUCAGUGACGGGCAUAUCUCCUGCAGGAAAGAGUAAAAGCAUGAUAGGACAGCGCUACCGUACGUCCAGUGAAGGCGAGGGCACCUCAGAUCGACCGCUCAGCUCGGGCACGGGCAGCUUGUUGCACCUAAACACACCCUGCCUCAAUGUGGGCCGGGAGGAGAGUGGUGGCUGCUGUACCCACGCUUCACCUGGUUUUGCCCAUCAUACCCGCUCUGCCUCGCUGCCCGUAUCGCACUUCCUGUCUGCUACCAGUCCCAUCAGCGUUUCUAGCAGCAGUGGCCACGGUUCAGCCUCAGACACACACACACGACCCUCCAGCUCCUCCAUCUGUGGCUCUCCCAGUGAUGGAGGUUUUAACUCCUCUGAUGAAUUCUGUCCAAGCCCAUGUGACUACAGAUAUUUCCAUGCAAGCAGCAGUACACCUGAACCUCACAGUGACACUCCGCCCAUUAGGGAGGAGAACCGACUUGUGGACUACAUGGCCAUGGAUUGGUACAAAGACACACAGGGUGGAACCAGGACUUUUGAGGAGGAGAGCAGUUAUAUGGAAAGAACUUUUUUCAAGCUCACACAUUACACCAAGCCAAAACCUGGGAACAGUUUAGGUGUCAUGCACCAGAAAGCAACACAGACUUCAUCUUCAUUAGAUGAACCGAGCCCUGUGGAGUCAAAACGGCAUGCUGUCUGCUCCUGCCUCCUUAAAGCAGACUAUAAAUCUUACUCUGAGUUACAUCACCCAAACAGGCCUCCCUCUCUCAACACAGACGGUCAGAAGAAACUGCUUAAGGAAGACGGUUACAUGCCUAUGAUAUACAGCAUCAUCUCCUCUCCUCAUACAGAUUACACCCCUAUGCAACCCAGAGCAAACGACCCGGUCUCCCUGCACCUUCAUCCGUGCUCCUUACAGCAGCUGGACAAACACGGCUACAUGAUGAUGCUGCCACAAGACAACCCUUCUCCUGGAAUAAACAGUCCCUCCAGCAGAAGCCAAAACGAAUAUGAUGAAUACAUGGACAUGUCCCGGGUAAGUGCUGCUGAAGGCUACAGGCAGACUUCCCCUGAAGGCCCCAAGUCUUAUGGCUCCUAUUUCUCUCUUCCACGCUCUUACAAAACCCCGUGCCGAGAGGAUCGCCGAAAAGCAGAAUAUGUUCCCGAGUCGCCUGUUGAACCUCUGAGUCCUACCAGUCCAGGAGAGUACAUUCACAUGGAGUCUGGAGACAGGCCUCCUCAUGCAGGCCCCACAUCCUCCCCAUCGGCAGUGGACUCCCCCACCGGGCCGAGUUCUCAGCCUUGUUAUCAGCUGUGCUGCUCUUCACCUGACCAUGACUACAUGGGUCUAAACAUGGACAACCUUCUGAAGAACCGUCCUCCUCGCCAUUCUCUCGUAGCCCCGUGGAACCCUCCGAACUACGCACGCCCCUUAGGGUGCACCUAUGGCCAGGCUCAGAAUGACUUUGUCCCCAAGAACAUCCACAGAGAAGCUGAGAGUCCCUCCAGGCUGAUACAGCACCUGUGUGUGUCAGAAAGGUCACCCAGCCCUCAAACUGAGCCUAAGGUCAUAAGGGUAGAUCCACAAGGCCGGAGGAGACACAGCUCAGAGACUUUCUACCCUUGUUCUGGUGGCACUGCGGGUGGAUGUACUGCUAGACCCUCUGCCAUUGUGAAUCUUGUAGAAGGCUGUCGAUGGCAGAAUUCGGCCUCGUUUGACAGCAUGUGGUCAUACACAGAAGAUCAAAGAUCUCCAGACUCUGUUCUCCUCACUGCUAACUGUGCCACUGGAGGAACGUGCUGCAACGUUUCAUCCAGCUACCUCAACUAUAUCGCUCUGGACCUGAGGGAAGUCCCCAGGAUGACCCACGAUGCCACACCUCCAUACCCAUCUCACGGGACACUUGAGGAGCAUGAGCUUUGUGCUUGUUUGGACUUAUCCAAGUCAGGAGGACACACCACUGCCUCCAAAGCUCCUGCAGAUCUACAGUCUACACUGUCUUCUGCUUCCUGACUGAUGAUUUAAGUAACAGAAAUGAUUAACAGUGAACAUGCUGUAUGCUGGGAGGAAAUCAGUAUUUUGGAAAUCCAGUGGACUCCAGAGUGCAGAAGAGGAAGCUGCCUCACCCUCAUCCUCCUCCUCUUCAUCAGACCUCGAACUGCAAAGACUGAAUAAACUACACAGCCUCUGUUGCUCUGUCUCUUACAUAACUGCCUCAGACUGGUUCCAUUUUUAUUGUUCAGUUAAAACACACGUGUGUUAUUGUUUACGUGAGUGACUGCGCUGAUCUGAGCUGUGAACUUCAUCUGACUUCGAGCACUUACUAAACUCCAUCAUGUUCUUCUUCUCAGUCCUCACAACCUGCUGAAUCACUGUAAAUACCAGGUGCUUGUGUAUUACAUGAGAUUUUGUAAAAAUGUGCCAACUACUUAGUAGUCCCCUUAACACACACACACACACACACACACACACACACACACCUCUUUAUUUAUUUAGAUCGAUUUGUCUGUCUGAGACAUUUUAGACAGUUUAUUUUUUUGGGGAACUUACACAUCAGUUAAGGGAUUCAUAUUGGCCACACACACACACACACACACCCACACACACACACACACACCACCUUUAAAGUGAGACUAGUUAAUAUUUUGGGUUCCACUGGGGACUUGGAUGCGCUGUAUAUUCCUUAUAGCUGAAUGUUCUGGUGAUGUCGAUGGCGUUUGGGGUGAAUCCUGUUCCCAGCGUGCGAGUCUUCAGACUUCCACUGAUUCCUUUCUGCAUUCACUAAAACACUUCAGAAGGUCCACAGAUGCUGCAGAAGCACAUGUGUGUCUCCUGAAGCAGUAGAUUGCAGUGAUGUUUAGAGAGAGUGUUCUAACGUCUCUGAGCUCUGAGGAGUUUCCCCUCCUGGAGAGUGGGGUGGGGGGUGGGGGGUCUCACUGAACACAAACUCACACUUAGCACUUUGUAGUUAUUAGAUAAAUUUAAAUAAAUGUAAGACAGCGUUUCUGAUUCACAUCGUCACUACCUCCAGUCCAGAUCACUGGAAAUCGAUUCAGUAAAUCUGUCUCAUGCUGAAAAAGAUAAAUGUUUAAUCACCUGGAAUCUCUUUAGAUGUAAAGUCUAGUUUUUACACACACACACACACACACACACACACACACACACACACACACACACACACACACAGAGAGAGUCUCUUUUUGUAUUUGGAAUGUGGAAGGCCACUGAGUAACAUCUUUUCCUUCUGUUGUAUUUUUUUUAUUUAUUUUGAUUUUCUGUGAAAAUGCUGCAGAUGUGUUGAAGUUUUUUACUGUCUUCAGUUUCAGCCAGAGGACAAAGUUUACUGAAAUUGUUCCUCUGGUCCACACAGGUGACGUCCACACAGGUGACGUCCACACAGGUGACGUCCACACAGGUGACGUCCACACAGGUGACGUCCACACCGGUGAAGCCUCCACUUCCUCUCAGUGCUCUGUUCUGAUCUCUGCUGCAUUCAUUCACUUACUUAUCCAUUGAUUGAUUGAAUCUGAUCCAGUUCUGUUCACUGCACACGGCGCCGUCUGUACGGAGCCUCGCUGGCUCACGUGACGCUUACAGAAAGGAGAUGUUCAUGUAAAUAAUGAAGUUAUUUAAGAACGUGUUUUCUCAAAUCUUAUUUAUUUAUUUAUUUAUUUAUUUAUUUAUUUAUUUAUUUAUUUAUGGUUUCUACCUAAGGGAUAUUCCCAGUCCCUUCCUUGCCUGUACCUGAAAGCUUUAUAAGAAGACGUGUUGGCUAGAGGUCGUGGUGGAAAGCUGUGUAGUGAGAAGUGUUUAGCUUUGCAGUAGUCGUCCAGAUUGAUGUUGGGGCAAAAAUCCCCACGCUGUAUGUCAGUGAGCUUUCCAUUUGUUUCCAUGGCACUCUGGCAGCCAUAGUUUUUUACUUUAACUAGCAUUUAUGUCAUGAUAUUGCGUUGCUUUUAAUGUAUGUAAAUGUGAUGUGGGAUUGAGGGAGGGGUGAAGAAUACUAACAGUCCUCUAGGUUUUUUGGGAAGUUUCCUAAACUGCAGUAAUGAGCUGAAAAAGAAUCACGCUCAGGUUUUUAUUUUGUACUUUGAGAUCUUUUGAGGAUCUAGAACUGGGGAACCUGAUAUUGUAAGCAGUGGAAUCAUGGUAUUGGUCUUUUUUUAUUUACCUUGUUGUUUGAGUUUUUAAGGAAGAGAGCAGCAAGAAAAAAUGAGCUGAACUGGGCAGAGUGUGCUGAUGAUUUGCAUUUCUUUUCUCUUGAGGAUUCCAGUCAACGCUCACAAUCUCCUGCUUAAAGUCUGUGAUUGAACCAUGCUGGGAGAACCGGAUCAUUCGAAACACUGUCUUCCUUUGUAAAUAUUGUAAUUUUUUGAUAUCCCUUUCUCUUGUUGAUCAUGCUACACAGCACCCACUGUCCAUGAUCUCAGAAUGAGGGUGUUUGGGGAUUUUUUUGUCAGUUCUACAUUUUUAUAUUUUAUUUUUGGUGUAUAUUUAACAAAUUGGGUUUUGCUUGUCAUAGAGCUAUUGCAAUAAAAAAAGUGCCAAGGUAUUCCUUUC